AUGAACUGCUUCACUUUCAUUCUAUCUCUUUCAGCUGUACUAUUUUGGACACUGGUACAAUCGGCUCCCACCAGCACAACCGAGGGAACACCGACGCUGACCAUCCCGGGUGUUUCAAUAACUACAGGACUUCAAUGGGCUUCAGUACCUCUAUACACCGCCUCAAAUCUCAAGUUAGCUGUUACCACGCGCUCUACCUCUACGAUAGAUAAAAGUCGCCCAGUUAUAAACUCCAUUAUAGAACUUGCAAAAACUUUUUCAACGGUUCCUUUAUACAUCCCUACCGAAACAUCCCCGGUCCAUCCGAAAAUUACGUCGCAAGUAUCAAGUGAUACACUAAAAUUUGAGUCCAGCUCGAACACCGAAGAACAAGUAGCUUCUGACUCUACACCUCCUUCGAACACAACAAAACAAUUUGAGAAUAAAAGGGCGGUGACUUGGAGGACAUUCGUGAGCUUGAGCGUAAGAUGUCCGUCAGUAAUGUAUAUGUUGGAGGAAAUGGACUCGGACCCCGAGAUAUACCCGCAAUUCCGAAAUAACCCCAGGAGACGUCCCGACCCAGCUCUAAACUGGCAAGCAGCAAUGUAUGACUCGCACGCAACUCUUACCUAA
Messenger RNA from Orbilia oligospora ATCC 24927, 612 nucleotides. RefSeq lists its product as uncharacterized. The record is from RefSeq and is a predicted model, not a curated record. The transcript has a single exon. Bases 1 to 612 code for a protein of 203 amino acids. Lineage: Eukaryota; Fungi; Ascomycota; Orbiliomycetes; Orbiliales; Orbiliaceae.